AUGGCCAAGUCCACCGAGGACAUCUUCAGGGCUGCCGGCAAGGAGAAGCGGAGGAUAGGUUCCUGUGAACAGUGCCGGGCCACCAAGAGUCUCUGUACCCGCAACCAGCCUUCUUGCAAGAGGCGUAUCCUCCGCGGCCUGAGCUGCGUCUACCGGACCAAGCUUGACAACAGGUCGCCCACUGUCACCCAGCCGUCGGGCCGUGGAACCUCCAUCGGCAACUCACCGUCUCAAGAUUUGCGGGGCCCGAAUGUGACAGCCCCCGUAAUCUCCGGCCUCGAGGUCGACUAUCAGCAACUGUGCUCUGAAAUACUCCCCCAAGAUGCCGGCUUGAGGUCUAGGCUCAUCAGCACCUACUUUGAUCGCAUCCACCCCUUACGCUGUCUCGCGUUUAUUCAUAAGCCUUCAUUUCUGCACGCAUUAGAUUGCGACACGGUCAUGGAAGACUAUGGUGAACCACUUUUGUAUAUCAUGUGUGCUCUAGGCGCUAGGCUUAUUUUCCUUGACUCGGUGCGCAGUGGGGCAUUAGUUCACCCACCUGGCUCCACGAUUCCUGGUGAUACAUGGGCGGAAAAGGCUCGGAAGGACGUGCUCUCCGAAGCACACUUGUUCCAAGUGUCCAGCAUCUCAUGGCUCUUGUUCUUCUCUCUAUUGGGCCUUGACUCGCCGCAUCAGCAGACCACAGUCUCGGGGUUGCCGUCUGAGAUCCUUGAGGGGGAGGUGGAGAACCGCAUUGUCUGGGCUUGCUAUCAGAUCGAUCUUCCUUUAGCGUCCGGCGUGGACAGAAAUUCGCUUUGGCGCGGUGACUUCCCCACUAUACCGCUCCCUUGCUCCGAUCGAGAUUUCCUCUCUCCCAUCUAUAUCUCUCCGCAAUUUCUCUCCGAUCCUGAGGAUCCAGAUUCGCUCUCUGUCCUGGGCCAAUUCGAUCUCCCCUCGCUUGAGCAACAUAUCGCAGGAGCAGUCUUCUUCCUCCACAUGAUCUAUCACGCAGCCGUGUUCGACUUGACCAGGAUUUCACUUGCUGGCUUCAACUUCCGGCUCGCCGGCGCCUUCGCCGGCGCGCCGCCCGACUUUAGAGCCGAUUGUCAAAAACGCUGCCGCUUCCAUGCAAGCGAGGUCUCAAAUGUGAUUCGACAGGGCUUUAGACACGGUGCAGCUGCCUUUGACCAGCCUUUCUGCGCUGACGUCGCGCUAGAAUCCGCCAAGAUCCAAAUAAUCUACACUAGCACGGUGGCUAAUGACGCCGAGUCGGUUGAGUUGACGAAGACCAAUCUUAGGACGAAUCUCCAGCUUCUUAAAGUCUUACAUGCCGGCAGAGAUGGCCUGAGCCCCUAUGUGAGUGCUAGGCAACUGAGUUGGCGGGGCUCACCGCAGCGCUAA
Messenger RNA from Penicillium daleae, 1380 nucleotides. Its product is annotated as Zn(II)2Cys6 transcription factor. Gene Ontology annotation, cellular component: nucleus. NCBI's taxonomy places the organism in Eukaryota, Fungi, Ascomycota, Eurotiomycetes, Eurotiales, Aspergillaceae. Gene Ontology annotation, biological process: regulation of DNA-templated transcription. The record is from RefSeq and is a predicted model, not a curated record. Bases 1 to 1380 code for a protein of 459 amino acids. The transcript has 6 exons. Gene Ontology annotation, molecular function: zinc ion binding; DNA-binding transcription factor activity, RNA polymerase II-specific.